AAAUCGUCAAAGUGCAUUAAAGGACUCGGAACGGCUUGUUCUACAAAUAACAUAAUGACGUCGUAAAUGCACAAUUACCGGCGCUUGUUAAUAGUGUAUGAGCUAUUUGUUGUACAAACUGCAAUCAUGUAAUCGCGAAAGGACUAACAGCAACACUUUUAGCCAUAGAUGGACGUUAAGUAAUUGCAAGAAGGUAUAGGAUCUGAAAAUGAACAGUGUGGAUGGUAGUCAGACGGUGCGUGCCAGUAACUGACCAUUCGUAACCCUUAUCGCUUCGAGAUAAGGACUAAUGGUCAGUCGUCGGCGCGCGUGCGCGGCUGACCGGCGGCGACCACCGCCGACCGCCAGUGAUCGUUAGCCCGCGCCGCGGCCGCCCGUGCAGCAUGUGACAGGAUGCCGCCCGUGGACCUGUCCGAGGAGGCGUUCACGGUGCUGCAGGACCCGCCCGUCAACGUGGUGCGGCCGCUGCCACGCGCCGACAUGGUCGCUCCGACACCACACUCCCUACUGGACCCGAAGUUCUCCCGCGCGCUUGAUUUCAAACUUCGCCGGUUGAAAGAGAAAGAGAUACUCCAGGCGAAUUUACGCAGACCUACACGGAGAGCGCGCGCGGCGCCGCUUGCUGCUUCCAAUCCGAGCUUGGGUUCCAAAGCGCAUAACUGUGUUGAAGGCAUGAGCAGAUCACAUCCACGUAUCGAUGUGAUAGCGCCUGAAGAAGAUGCUUCGCCAACAGGCCCGCCAGCGGAGGGUUCUCCGUCGCCGGGGCGUGGUAGCCGGCGCGCUAGACGCCACGCGAGUCCUGGCGAGCGGCCGCGCUUCGUCACGACUGUCAAAGUUGGGCAGUUCCUUCCUCCGCCGCCUGAGUUAGCGGAGCUUCUUGGCCUGGAAUCUCUGUACCCAGCACCAGCGCCUGUAGUUUACUCAUACGCGAGCCGGCCGAAGGCGGUAGCCGGGCGUAGUAAACGCGCGGCGCCAGAACGUAAGGAGGCGCCGGUGGCGAAGCGGCCAGCAGCGGGCGAUGUGUUCAGCGGGGUCCGGGCGCUCAUUGCUGGCGUGGCCGGCCUGCGACACAUGGUUGAACAGAGCGAUACCACCGGCAGUAUGGCGACAGCGGGCGGCGGCAACCUCAUGCACGACAAGCGCAUCGUGCGCGGGAGCACCUUCGCUGCGCACCCCCAAUCUCACGGCGAUGGUAUCGAGAGCGCCGCAGCGAAAGCAGCGCGCACGCGGCGACGCGCGCUCGCCCGGCGCGCCGCCGCCGCGCGUCUACGGCCCGGCACGCCGCCGCCCGCGCCCGGCCGCCGCCACCACCCCAUCCAGACCGAGUACUACCUCGAGGAGCUGUUUGACAAGGGCGUGGAGAUGGAAGUCGGCGUGCAGACCGAUCUGUUCCUCGACCGACCCGCUACGCCGAUUUACGUGCCGGCUAAGACUGGUGCUGAUGCCGCUACGCAGAUCUAUCCUGGAGACCUAUUCGACUUCGACCUGGAAGUGUCUCCGAUCCUGGAGGUGCUGGUGGGGAAGACGACGGAGCAGGCGCUGGCGGAGGUGGCUCAAGAAGAGGAGUUGGCCACUUUGAGGGAACAGCAACGACGCUACGCCGAGCUCAGGGACGCCGAGCGCGCCGAGCGGCAGCGGCUGGCCGCCAUAGACCAGCGUCUCUACGAGGAGAAAGAGCGGCGCGUGGCGGAGGCGCGUGUGGCGCAAGUGGCGGCCGAGGAGGCGCGCGCGCGGGCUGCGGCGGCAACCCUGGUCCAGGGAUACGUGGCCGAGCUACUGCCCGCCGUGCUCGCUGGUCUGCGCGACCAGGGUUACUUGCUGGAGCGCGUGCACCGAGGAGUGGAUGAGGAGUUCAUGCCGUGGCUGGUGAACGCUGUGUCCGAAGAGCUCGACUUCAUCAUCACGAGCCGCGACGUCAUCACGGAGAUCGUCCGCGACGUGGUGGAGGCCCGCAACGAACUGUACCGCGCUGCCGCAGAAGCAGAGGCUCAAGUUGAGGAACCGGAGGAAUCCAUCACUCCGCCGUCCACCCAUGAAGAGGAGGAGGAGGAACCAGAAGUGGCGACGUAGAACACAGCUUAUUCCACGAGCCCAACAGGAGGGAUUACGGGCUGGAUCAGACCUCCGAGCCGUAGUUUGGAGAACCCUGACUUAUCACAAGCAAUUUCGCGUGCUGGAUAAUUGGUCUCUGUAAAUAUAGUAGCUGUGACUCCGUCCAUACGCAGGUUUUUUGGAAAGUUAUUACCUACCGAGUAGAUUCUUAGAAAGAUAAUAUAUAAAUAUAACCACAACAAAAAUAACUUAUCUACGACACGUCGUUUAACUAAAGGGCGAGUUAAAGGAAAAUUCGAAUUGUGAGAAAUCCUUUUAGCAAGUCGCCUAAAGAAGUAUGUAGGUAAUCAAUAACUGUAAUUUUUUUUAUAACCUGUAACUUUCUUAAUCGUUUUUCAUACUGAAAUAUUUUUGCAACAGCAGUGAUUACUCACUUACAAAUUUUAAUCUUUAUCUUAAGUUUUCAGUACUAUGUUUGUUAAAAUUAGCCUCAUUUUGUACUGUUGACUAUUGUUUAAACCUUUUAUUGUUUGUGUCGAGCUGCGACGUUUGUACAUUGUGUAGAUGUAGUUCUAUAGUUAAUAUUUAAACCCUUAUUUGUUAUUAUUAUCAGACAUCGUACAUUUUCCAGCAUUUUUGGUGCAGCAGAGUGGUGUUAACGGAAUUGGUACCUAUAGAUAAUUUCAACUGGAAUGGUAAAUUAAGGUUAAUAUUA
Cydia splendana is the source of this 2767-nucleotide messenger RNA. RefSeq names its product radial spoke head protein 3 homolog (gene Rsph3). The transcript is spliced from 8 exons. The coding region runs from base 394 to 2070 and encodes 558 amino acids. NCBI's taxonomy places the organism in Eukaryota, Metazoa, Arthropoda, Insecta, Lepidoptera, Tortricidae. Gene Ontology annotation, cellular component: cilium. The record is from RefSeq and is a predicted model, not a curated record.